CUUCAAGGCUUCAUUUCACGAGCUGCCAUCUUGCCAUCUCACAAGUGAAAGCACACAUUUGAUCUAUUACAGCGGCAUAGACACAAAUAGUACGAUGCCCCUUCGCAUACAGGAAGGGUCUCCAACUCCCCUCGGCGCGACAUGGGACGGACUGGGUGUCAAUUUCGCCCUCUUCUCUGUGCAUGCAACAAAGGUAGAGCUUUGCCUCUUCUCUGAAGACGGAUCCACAGAAGUCGACCGCAUAGAACUCCCAGAAUACACUGACGAAGUAUGGCACGGUUAUCUCCCCGAUGCAAGGCCCGGAACAGUCUAUGGCUACCGUGUGUAUGGUCCGUACGACCCACAUAACGGCCAUCGAUUCAACCCAAACAAGUUGGUGAUCGACCCAUAUGCAAAAGCUUUCGUCGGAGAGCUUGUAUGGGAUGAUUCCCUGUUUGGCUAUCAGAUCGGCCAUCCCGAUAAAGAUUUGUCGUAUGACGAACGCGACAGCGCACCUUACAUGCCAAAGUGUCGCGUGGUGGAUACGGCGUAUACCUGGGGUCGAGAAAGAAGGCCGGAGAUCCCAUGGGAGAAAACAGUUUUCUAUGAAACGCAUGUAAAGGGCUUCAGCCAACGUCACCCUGCUGUUCCUGAGCACCUUCGCGGCACUUAUGCCGGGCUAGGACAUUCUGCCAUCAUCGAGUACAUCAAGUCUCUUGGCGUUACCUCCGUCGAGCUCCUACCUGUACAUUUCUUUAUUGACGACAAAUAUCUCUUAGAUAACAAUCUUGUAAAUUAUUGGGGUUAUAAUUCCAUCGGAUUCUUUGCACCCGAUCCCCGUUAUUCAGCGUCGAAUCGAAUUGAGGAAUUCAAAGAGAUGGUUGCUCGCUUUCAUGACGCCGGAAUCGAAGUAAUUCUUGAUGUUGUCUACAACCACACACCUGAGGGGAACGAAAUGGGGCCAACUCUCUGCUUCAAAGGUAUCGAUAACAAGACGUACUACAAGAUGUACCACGAGAACCAUCGUUACUACGUUAACGACACUGGAUGUGGCAAUACGUUCGAUCUUACUCACGGGCGAGUAAUUCAGCUGGUCCUUGACAGCUUACGAUAUUGGGUAGAGGAGAUGCAUGUUGAUGGAUUCCGAUUUGAUUUAGCGACGAUCUUGGGGAGAGAAGCCUACGGCUUCAACGAGAACGGUGCAUUUUUGAACAGUGUGCGUCAAGAUCCGGUGCUCUCAAAAGCCAAGCUCAUUGCAGAACCUUGGGAUAUCGGGUUGGGCGGAUACCAAGUUGGGCAUUUCGCGCCUGGUUGGGCCGAAUGGAACGAUCGCUACCGGGAUACCCUGCGUGAGUAUUGGAAGGGAGAUCUGGGGAAGCUUCCCGAGCUCGCUUCCCGAAUGACCGGCUCUGGCGACUUGUUCAAUCGCUGUGGCCGCAAGCCUUGGGCUUCGGUCAACUUCAUUACCGCACAUGACGGCUUUUGCUUGAACGAUCUCGUCUCUUACAAUGAAAAGCAUAACUGGGCGAAUGGGGAGGACAACCGCGAUGGAGCCAAUGACAAUGCUUCAUGGAACCAUGGGGCAGAAGGACCAACAGAGGACCAAAAUAUAAUCCAACUCCGUGAACGUACAAAGCGUAACUUCCUAGCCACCUUGAUGUUUUCCCAGGGCACUCCGAUGCUCCUCGCUGGCGAUGAGUUUGGACGCACCCAAAAUGGAAAUAAUAACACCUACUGUCAAGAUAACGAGAUCAACUGGGUUGAUUGGGAGGGCAUCACGGACGACGGGCGGUGCUUGAUGGAGUUUACGCGGCGAGUGAUCUGGCUACGGCAAAUGUUCCCAGUUUUGCGCAGAAAUAGGUGGUAUACCGGCGAAUGGAAUGAAGACGAAGGUGUGAAGGAUGUCACAUGGCUCAAUCCUGAUGGUAACGAGAUGAGCAUGGAGGCAUGGACCGAUCCCAACAGCAAGUGUUUGGGAAUCAUGUUUGACGGUCGCGCCCAAGCGACGGGAAUCAAACGACCUGGAACCGAUGUUACAGUUCUGUUGAUCUUGAAUUCGCAUCAUGAUGUUGUCAGGUUCAAGCUGCCACCAGCUGUUGGUGGAGUUGACUGGCAAUUGUUCGUCGACACGAAUCAGCCGACUUUACUUAGUGCCCCAACAUUUGAUUUUGAACAUUGGUAUGAUGUCACAGGACGAAGUAUGCUGCUGUUUGCCCUGAAGCAGGAGAACCCGGAUGCCAAUUCGGUAGUCAGGCAAGCUGAAAAGUUUGUGGAGGAGAUUGCCGAACAGCCAAUUGAGAUUCGGGUUGGGGAGGGUGCUGAGGGUGAAGGUGCAAGCCUGUCGAGAAGAAAAUCGACGACAGGUGGACCGGUAUCUGCGAGAAGCUGACCGCUGACCUUUCUCAGUGAGGAGUGUACCUCCUGAAUUGAUGAUUUAGUGUAGCUACCUAUCAUAUCAUAAAUUUCAUUCCUCCAAAAUUAUGUACAAUUCCCAAUAAAUGGCCAUAAAGGCGACGGCGCACAA
Molecule: messenger RNA, 2503 nt
Organism: Spizellomyces punctatus DAOM BR117
Lineage: Eukaryota; Fungi; Chytridiomycota; Chytridiomycetes; Spizellomycetales; Spizellomycetaceae
Product: glycogen debranching enzyme GlgX
Exons: 3
Coding region: 95-2368 (757 amino acids)
Biological process (GO): glycogen catabolic process
Molecular function (GO): hydrolase activity, hydrolyzing O-glycosyl compounds
Source: RefSeq, a predicted model, not a curated record